AUGAAAUUCCAAGUCAAUUGCUAUGUGGAGACUUGUGAAAUCUGCCAAAGAAGCAAGGGCCAUGUGCACAACUUUGCUCUCAACCGGCUUUCCGCCCCUGCAGGUCCUUGGGAAGACAUCUCAUAUGAUUCCAUUGUCAAGUUUCCCAAAUGUAAGGGAUAUGACAGCAUUCUGGUGGUUGUGGACUGCUUCACAAAAAUGAUGCACUUGAUUCCCUGUCAGGAAACUGCCGCUGCUGAGGAUGUAGCUCAGACGUUCCUGGAACAUUUCCUCAAGGCACUCUACAAAUCUCUGCAGAUCACUCCUAGUUUCUCUACUGCUUAUCACUCACAAUCUGAUGGGCAAACUGGUAUCAAGAACCAAUGGCUAGAGGCUUACCUAUCCAAACAACAAAUCCUUGAUGUGUUCCAUGUCAGCUUAUUGUCUGCUUUCAAACAGGACACAGAGUUUGAUUGCACAUUCACUCCUCUCCCGCCUGUGAUCACAACAGAAGGAGAAGAAGAGUAUGAAGUAGACAAAUUUGUAGAUUGGGCAGCAGAAGACAGGGUCUGGAAGUACAGGGUCAGAUGGAAGGGAUAUGCGCCCCAUAAGUACACAUGGGAACCAACCAAGGAUCUACAGCAUUGCAAGGACAAAUUGCACAACUUCUUUGCUAAUUAUCCAGAUGCCCCAGCCGCCAAUAAUCCCAUCCCUGCAAAUGCACGCAAACUCUCACUGCUAGAAAUUGUCCUGCUAAGUUCUUCUUGCGCUCCCCACUAUCCCAGCGUGCCCAUCUUCAGCUCUAUUGACGCCUUGGCCUACAACCCUUGCCUCAACAUCAAUUGCUACAUCAUGAACAGCCCAGAAGCAAUGAGAUCACACCUAGACAGCUCUGCCAACAUCAUUCUUGCUCUGAUGAGCGCCAGCAGCCACAACAAGGUCAGGUUCUUCAAGUGCAACGUGUACAAGCACCCCAAGUGGGGAUUCCUCUAUUGGCUUAACCCCAGGGGAGAACAAGGACCAGUCACACUGUAUGGAAAGCAAAACCUCAUUCUGCUUUACCCAGCAGACCCACCAGCCAACACAAGCAAGCCAGCAACACCAGUGACCCCUCCAGCACGCCCAGACACUCCCAGGCCAACAGAGGCGCAUGCACCAGCACCCUUGCCGUUCCCCUUGUUCCCCAGCACGCCAGACACUCACUGGACCCCAGGUGACUUGUCUCAAAUGAGGGAAAUGCAAUGGGAGCCUCAGAGCUACCCAGGAUGGAACAUGUCACAACCAAGAAUGAAAUGA
Messenger RNA from Rhizoctonia solani, 1275 nucleotides. RefSeq names its product Retrotransposable element Tf2 protein. The record is from RefSeq and is a predicted model, not a curated record. Bases 1 to 1275 code for a protein of 424 amino acids. NCBI's taxonomy places the organism in Eukaryota, Fungi, Basidiomycota, Agaricomycetes, Cantharellales, Ceratobasidiaceae. The transcript is spliced from 5 exons. Gene Ontology annotation, molecular function: nucleic acid binding.